AUGGGCUACCUCGGUCAAAUUUUCGCCGUCAUUCAGGACGCCCCAGGUCAACAGCCUGGCAACACGAUCCGAGUCGUUGAUAAUAACGGCGCAGAUAUAAAUGGUGGAUUUGAUGGAAAAUUUAUCUGGCUUGUCGCAGAUUUCCACGAUAACAAGCCAAGUGCGAUCUCGCAAAUUCGAAUUGACAUUCAGGAUGAGCAGGAUAAUGGCCGCCAGGAUCUUGCAGCUGGAACAGGAGGGAAAUUCCGCUAUUUGGCUUGGAGAACUGAUGGCAACGAAAAGAUCACCGAGGUUCAGCUUCUUCGCCGCCAGAGCCCAGUCAGCUGGGAGACUCUGAGGGACUUGGGAUUCGAGGGUAUGUCAAAUGACAUCAAUGCAGGCCGAGGUGGUGAUUUCUUGCAUCUUGUGUGGAAAUAUUGAGAUCGCUAGCUGUCCUAGUCCAGCAUCAAUGUGACCUAGAGGGAUGCAACUAGGCUCGAUAUCUUUUUACGACAGAUUUUUGAGCUUGCAAAGUCAAGUGUCAUAACAUGGCAUAGCUCAAGGCAUCUGGAGAGGUUCGGUAUGAUUAUGAUAGAACAAAGGAAACCCGAAAUGAGAUAUGG
This is a messenger RNA of Penicillium brasilianum, 602 nucleotides long. The record is from the annotation of a GenBank genome assembly. NCBI's taxonomy places the organism in Eukaryota, Fungi, Ascomycota, Eurotiomycetes, Eurotiales, Aspergillaceae.